UCACUCCACCCACCCUGAUAACAAAACGUCGGCCACCUAAUACAAUAGUGCAUGUGCAAUGUUAAUAUAGAUCUUCAUAUCUAUACACCGCAGCUUACGGCGAACUGUUAGCAAGGAUUUGCAACACAUGGCGAGAGUGUCAAAACAUGUCUUUUCAAUGAAUAGACUAAACAAUUAACACCAUUCUUCGGGUUUUAAAUUAUUGCCACAUCAUAAGAUUUCUUUGUUCGCCGUAAGAAUUGAUAAGAAGUUCCUAUACAACGUAAUGUGCAAAAUGAAACACGCGGAUCCAUGAUUUAUGUGGUCAAUAUAGUGUCAGUAAAUCAAUACACAUGUGAUGAAUAGAAUAUGUGAGAGGAGAUCUGAUGAGAAGUCUUCAAAAUCAUUGAUUUAUCUGUUGGAAUAUUCAUAGGUUUACGACCAAUCAUUUUUAAUUAUGCAUAACUUCUAUAAUUUUGUACCUUUCCGCCAUCUGCCACCGUUUAUAUACGUGAUCUACGUCUCUGAAGCAUUGUUGAAGUUUGAUUCAAUGUCUUCGCGAACAGUUCGUCUCCUGAAUCGUCAUGGCUACUAUCUGGAGAUACGAAAAACUGGAGAAAUAGCUGGUUCAACGGCAUACGAAAAUAUUUACAGCGAUAUCACGAUACGAACAGUGGACUUUGGUGGCAAAGUUACACUACAAGGGAAAAAGUCAGGAUUAUUUCUGUAUAUGAAAGCCAAUGGUGAUAUAAGCACAACGGCAUUAUCGUCCAGUGAAUGUAAAGAAUGUGUUUGGAAAGAGGAGAUGAGCUUGGUCAGACCGGGAUUUUUUCAUUAUUCCUCUGCCGUUUACCCGAGAUGGUUCUUGGGAUUAACAAAGAAAGGAGCAAUAAAAAAAGGGAAAAGGACAAAAGCCGGUCAACGGUCAACAGAAUGGUCAAGAAUAUAGAUUGCCAUAAAAUGUAACAUAUUUACAGAAUGUAUUUAUUCCACUGAUAUUACAAGUGCAUGUGUUUAGUUUGAAAAAAUAAUUAUUGUACAUAUUAUUGUUAAAAUUAGUGGAUUUGAUCCGCUCAAACGGUGACCUAGAUUACGUGAAACGCUGUGAUUAUUCACAAAUCUUGUAUUUGACAUUUCCAAUCAUAAACUAGUAAGCCAAGAAUGGCGGCAAAUUAUGUA
Molecule: messenger RNA, 1158 nt
Organism: Dendronephthya gigantea
Lineage: Eukaryota; Metazoa; Cnidaria; Anthozoa; Malacalcyonacea; Nephtheidae
Product: fibroblast growth factor 8-like
Exons: 3
Coding region: 437-928 (163 amino acids)
Biological process (GO): regulation of cell migration; positive regulation of gene expression; positive regulation of cell population proliferation
Cellular component (GO): cytoplasm
Molecular function (GO): fibroblast growth factor receptor binding; growth factor activity
Source: RefSeq, a predicted model, not a curated record